Molecule: messenger RNA, 1530 nt
Organism: Aspergillus fischeri NRRL 181
Lineage: Eukaryota; Fungi; Ascomycota; Eurotiomycetes; Eurotiales; Aspergillaceae
Product: MFS transporter
Exons: 3
Coding region: 1-1530 (509 amino acids)
Biological process (GO): transmembrane transport
Molecular function (GO): transmembrane transporter activity
Source: RefSeq, a predicted model, not a curated record
AUGGUCCGGCCAUGGGUUGUGGAGACCUCUGGGAGUGCUGAAGAAGGACGGCACUCCUCAGAUUCUGCGUCCAAUGACGAUGUCGUCUCAAAGGUCUACUCCUCUGAUGACAUCGGCGCAAUCGAUGCGCAUUGCUGGAAUGCAGCAAUAAAAUGGAUAGCCACUGUGAUCGUUUCGUCCAUUGCGGCGUGGGUUUCCUUUGCAGGGGCUAUUGAUUCCCAGGUAGGCUCAAAAAUUUCAUCCGAGUUCGGAAUCAGCGAAGAGGCAGAGACAUUGGCAACUGCUAUGUUCCUUUUUGGUUUUGCCUUUGGUGCCCUUGUGACCGGUCCCGUCUCCGAGACGUUUGGCCGCAAUGCUGUCUAUGUGACGUCUCUGGUUAUUUUCAUUGUCUGUGUGGUCAUCACAGGCUGCUCCCACAGCCUUGCUGUACAAAGCAUAUUUCGCUUCUUCGUCGGGUUCUCUGGCUCCAGUCCAUUGGUGUGUGCUGGGGGUUCACUGUCCGACCUCUGGACCACGACCCAGCAAGUCUAUGUUUUCCCAAUAUUCUCUGUUAUAGCGUUCGUGGGCUCCGCUACGGGACCGCUGGUUGGAGGAUACAUUGCCCAAAGCGACAUAUCCUGGAGAUGGGUUGACUGGGUGACUGCCCUUGUCGCAGGAUUCUUUCUCGCAUGUGUCGUCUUAUUCUUGCCGGAGACAUUCCACCCAGUUCUCUUACAGCUCAAAGCGAGGGAGAUACAGCGUGUCGCCAAAACCGACAAGCACAAAGAGUCGAGUGAGGAAGAACGCAAAACCUCACUUGCCAUGCAGGUCCUCCUCGGCAUCUGGCGACCCUUUUACCUCACCGUCUACGAGCCCAUCGUCGUCGUCUGCGCGCUCUACCUGGCCAUCAUCUAUGUCAUCCUCUUUACCUGGCUGAACGGCUUCGAGUACAUCUUCGCAGACACAUACUCCUUCUCAAAGGGACAAGUGGGGCUCUGCUUCAUCGCCAUGUUCGUGGGCAACUGCUGCGCCAUACCUUUGAUUCCAGUCAUCUAUAAGAUCUACACAAAAGCCCUCCACAAGGCCCAACAACGCAACGAAUCAUCCAAGAACGAAGCCGACGCCAAUCCGGAGUCCGCCAAACCCCCACCAGAAAUCCAUCUCUACUACGCCAUGUUCGGUGCCCCAACUAUCCCCCUCUCCCUCUUCUGGAUGGCCUACACCACGAAGCCGCAGAUCUCCCCCUGGGUCCCCAUCGUCGGAUCCCUCCCGUUCGGCUUCGGCUUCACCACUGUUUUCAUAUCGUGCUAUCAGUAUCUGACAGACUGCUACGGUAUCUGGUCUGCUUCUGCGCUUUCGAGCGUGAAUUUUGUGCGGUGCCUGUCCGCCGGCGGGAUGAUGCUGGCUUCGAUGCCGCUGUAUGAGAACCUGGGGGUGAAGUGGUCGUUGACCUUGCUGGGGGCUGCGUCGGCGGUGAUGGUGCCGGUGCCGUUUGCGUUUUAUAAAUGGGGGUAUGUGAUUCGGAGGAAGAGUAAGAAUGCGUUGGCUUAG